UUAUCCCUCUGGUAUUUUUUCAGAAAAAGUUUGAGGGUACAAGAGUAUCUGUGGAAACAUUCCUUGCAUGGAAAGCCAAAUUUGAUGCUGAAAUGGCAGCUUUACGUUGUGAUGACAAAGAUGAUGAAAAAAGUAAAAAGCUAACUGGCCGAGAGCUUUUCAUGAGAGAUAAGACAUUAAAUGAAUCCGACUUGAGUUUCUUGGGUGAAGGAGAAUCAGAGGUAACUGUAGAUGAAAGCUUAUUCCAAGAUUUAGAUGACUUGGAUUUAGAAGAUGAUGACGAUGCUGAUGAAGAUUAUGUACCAGGAAUGGAAGAGGAACUUUCAGACUAGUUAUAAACAUCAUUUAUUUUUAUCAUUAUCUGAUUUAUUCUUGAUGCCCAUAUUUUUUGUUAAUGACAGAAAUAGUGACUUACUCUUGAUGCCCAUAUUUUUGUUAAUGACAGAAAUAGU
Messenger RNA from Macrobrachium nipponense, 452 nucleotides. RefSeq names its product RWD domain-containing protein 1-like. Lineage: Eukaryota; Metazoa; Arthropoda; Malacostraca; Decapoda; Palaemonidae. The record is from RefSeq and is a predicted model, not a curated record. The transcript is spliced from 2 exons. Bases 93 to 332 code for a protein of 79 amino acids.